ACUACGUUAGCGACGUGCCGCUCGGCGGUAUAUUUCCGCUGGUUGAAAUUAUGGGUACUAGUCAAUUUUGAAAAGUCUGUAUUUUACUCAAAUUUUAUUCGCAAAGUACCCUAAGUUUUCUUUUUUUCUGAAAAUACCGGUUACAUUCUGGAGUUUGGAAAUUAUGGCUGAGGAACUGAGUCUGGUUUUGUCAGCUGAAGCAAGUCAUCAUACUUCUUUACCAGCAAUCCCAAACAUAAUAUCAGAGGCAUGUCCACCCACAUACUCCCUGCAGCCCAGUGUCUUGGGAGGCUAUUUGAGCAGUGGAAGUCAGCUGGUAUGGAGAGCAUUUGGCCCUACAGUAGAGGUGCUCAACUCGUCUAAUGGGACACGAGUUGCAGCAUGGACUUUUGGGGCCAUUUUAAGAAGCAUGGAAGCUAAGGUCUUGAGUGUUUGUGGGGUUGGUCAGGCACCUGGAGUCAUCUCUCACAUUGUGUGUGGUGUGGACAGAGGACCAGAAGCAUCACCCAGAGGUCUGGCUGCUGUUCUGUCUCUCAAUUCCUCAAAAAUUGUCCGGGCUUUUUUGUUUCCCAAUGCGGUGGUUCAAGUGUGCCCUAUCACUGGUGGUACAGCGUGGGUUGAUGCAUGUACAUUGCACCCAAGUUUGCGGCACUGCAGUCCACUUGUAGUCAUUGCAACUAAUCAGCCAUCUUUACAUUUACUUGAUCUAGCUCUUGAUGUAUCAGCUGAAAUAGGCAAGUCUGAUGAAGUGAAUCCUGCCAGCCUGGUCAGUCUUCCACUUACUUCCUGCUCAUCUACAUCGGUGCUCCAGCACCGCCUCUCAGCUCUCAGAGAAAGAUUGCACUUUUCCACCACAAUAUUGGAAGGUAGUGUCAGUAGCAGCAGAUUCUCGCUCUUGGGUCCAAAUGAUGCAGUUCUGUGUCAGCUCCCAGUGGAGGCCGUCGCGGUCACCUCAUUGCUCUACAUCCCGCAGAUUGCUUCUCUUGCUGUUGGCUACAAUUUUGGUGCCUUCCAGCUCUACAAUAUUCGCAGCAUGGCUAUCGAUUGCACGAGCCCAUAUGAAGAAGGUGUUCCUGGUGUAAUAUCGUUUGCCUACCAAGAACCUGAGAAUGACCCACGCAACUGUGUAUACUUAUGGCUUUGCCGCAGCAAUGCCCCUUCAGAUUUCCAGUCAUCAGAGAGCGGGGAUGGCGGUGCCGUGUGCACCCUGUACUCGAUGACCUAUGAGAAGCGCGAGUGGAUCGAAGGGCAUGGCCUGAGCUACCAAGGACUGUCUUCUAUAUCUCCGAGGUUUGAGUUUGAAGCGGACGGCAGCCCCAGCUGUUGGGGCAGUCCGGAGGGCGGCGGGGCCACGGUGCUGUUCACGUGCCACACUAUCACUCGACCCACGCCUCCCUCCACACCUCCCCCUCUAGCCAACUGCCCCCCCUCUCUCCUCCUCAGCGCUACUGAUGAGGAAGGUAGCAGCAGUCUUGUGAGUGACCUGAGCCUGUGCUUGUUUGGCUGGUACAGCCGGACUAGCAACGAGCGCGGUCGCUCAUCCAUUCAGCAUUAUGUUGCUCUUUUUGAUAUUAAUCAAUGGUACCAAGCCCAAAUGCCAGGCUCUGCUCGUCUGACGACCGGCAAGAUGUGUCCGUACAUGAGCUUCCAUCGCCUGGACCGAGUGCCGUGCGGGACAAACGAGCGAGUGCUCGCUGCCGCGCCCCUCACUACGAGCAACAUCGUCAGGCACAUGGCGCCUUCUGGCUCAUCUGAGCGAGAUUGGUACCCCGCUUCACUUUCGUAUGGCGUUGGAGUGCUGAGCAGCAGUGGUUGUGCGUGGUAUCAGUGCCGCAGUUCCCAGCGAGCUUGUCUGCGCUGGUUGCUGGCUCAGGGCCCCGCUGCUGUGCUUAUGUGUCCUCAAGAUGCCGUCGCCAGGUGCUCCUUUGCUGGUCUCAGCGGUGAACACGACUUCUUGUCCCCAAGACUGGACUCAAAGAAAAGUGAGAGGGAGAUCGUGCUGGACACCUGUCUGUCCCAACACCUGCUGUCUGUGCUGAGCGAGUGUGUGUCGGAGUUCAGUGAGGGAAGGUUUGCUGGCAUGGGCUGCACUCUUCCUUCCUUCUUGCACUGGGCCUGGAGCAAAGUUACCGAUACAAAAGCUGAUACGGAUGCCCUAUUGCUGCGUCUGUUUAGUUGUGGUGAUGCUCAGCUAACGCCUGAGCAGCUGCAGCGACUGCACCACAACCUCAACGUGCUGGGCUCACUCCGCACCUUGCUCGCCCUCUGCGCCCAGCACACGCCCAUCACCACCAAGCAUGCAGGCGGUGGCCGUGGUGAGGUAUCAGCAUAUUCAACUGUGGUGACGCUGCUGCAUCAACACCUCACAGUGACUCUAUGGUUCCAGCACUGUCAGCUCCUGCCUGAGGUUGACCCUAGUCUGGCCAUGGAGGACUCCUCAGCUGUGCCUUAUCCUGCUUUAAACCUGGCACAAAUUUACCAGAACAGGCGGCAAGAAAUUCGUGAGCUCAGCCCCAACCUGGAAGGAACUGACCUCCUCAUGAUUGAUCUUCUCAUCGAAGAACUCGGGGUGAAGAACAUGAACGAAUGGGGGGAAGGAUGCCCUGUUUACCCACCCCAGUCACUGCAGGCCCUGCUUGAUUUAUAUCUCCUCGCUGACGUUGAUCUCUCACUCAAGCACAGGAUUGUCCAGUAUCUAUUCCUUGACCUCUCCAGCAUUCUGUCAGACGGAUUUUCAAGUGCUGUAGAGCAGCUAAUCAAAUUUCCAGCAAGCGCCAAGUUAUCUCCGUCUAUCAUCAAACUCACGCAGGCAUUUUGGCUUCUUGAUCAGAAAGACUUCCAGAGCGCUGUGGACCUCUUCUUAGACCCUCUGGUGGUGCGCACUGACAUCACGACUGCCCAGCACCGACGUAUUAUACGGGCUCUGCUAUGCCAGAAUGAAGCCUACCUGGCGCUACGAUACUAUGAAGGCCGCAAGCCACCACAUCAGGAGCUGGAAGACGUACAACUUCAAUUGUCCGUGCUGCUCGCCAAUGGACGUGUUAGAGAAGCGUUCCACUACCAGCGUAACCACGCUACAGUUGCUAACCAUUUGAAGCUACUGCUCCAUCUCUUGCAAGGUUGCGAAUUCUAUGGACUCCUGCACGAGUUACUACAGCUGCCUCUUUCGGCUGCCGAGGAAAAUGCUUUUUUGGACUUCCUCCGCGACUCAGAGCAGCCCCUGGCCAAGCACAUCCUCACAGUAGCCUGCCUAAGAAACUUCAGAUACAAUGAUGCUGGCUCAAUUGGUCUGGCUGAAGACAAGCAGAAGCAGGCCGCUCGUACAGCGUUGUUACAUUGUUACUCGGCUCAUCUGCAGCCCAACAUAGUCCCAACUGCAAUGAAGGAGCAUCAUAAUCGGUACGAGUACAGCGCCAAACAGCCCUUGUCAGCUUGCCUACGUCAAGCAGCUCUCAGUCCCGUCACGAAGGCAAAGAGCUUCCGCGACCGUCUCGCUUUUGCCCAGGACAAGUUACCCACUGAGCCUUUCACUCCAUUCAGAUCGCGGCUACAGCGUCAGGAAAAACGCACCGUGAAUGAUCUCUCGAAAAGUGAGUGUUCUUUGCUGUUUCCGAGCCGUGUGCUGGAAAAGAGCCGAGCUGCAGACUCGACGGCUUCAGCCUCGACCAGGGGAUCAAUUCUUGCGAAUGUUUCGGCCCACAUCACCGGGCUCUUGAGCACCCCGCCAGCGCCUCGACGGGCACGUCCCUCAUUUCUCAGCCGAGCGCCAUCAGUAAAUGGCAGCACCGCCGCCUCCACCCCGCAGUCUAUCCUCAAGGUCCGCUCUUUGUUGAAACGCCCUAUGAGUCCAUGCAGCUCGAGUGGAGACUUGUCUGUACCUCCACCUCCUCGAUCCUCUACCCGGCCCGUUGUUCAUAGCAAAGUAUUGCUAGAAGAAGACGGGGAAGCAUCGGACUCGUCGUGCCUCACACCAAAGCAAUUAAGGUUUGCGUUGCCUUCGCCACCUCCACAAGAGACCAGCAGUGAGGCACCAACCCGUGACGAUGUGACAGGCUUAACCAAAAUUGCUUCUGACUUGGAGAAAAAUGGUGAAGACUCUGAUGACAUUAGUGACUUAGAUGUUCAGCUGGAGCCUUACAUCAACAAACGCGCAUCCAUGGACAAGACAACAGCUCUUUAUGAAGAGCAGGAGUCUUGGGAACUCAUUGGAGACCAGUCGCUGCCUACUGAAAUGCCGCCCUCGUUUACUGGAGUGCUGCAACGCGUGUCAGCAGACGAAACAGUCAACAGAUCUCAGGUAGAAUUGGACUCCAAAAGAAAGGAGGAGCUAGACAAAUGUCCAGUCGAUGAGGACGAAGAUUCGGUUUUGAGCGGCAUAAAUGAACAUUUCUUCAGUUUUGAAAGUGAAGAACAAGAUGAAUCACAAGCUGGCUGUCAUGAACAAGAAACCGAUGUGUUGAAACAUGGAAACGUUGAUCAGCACCGAGCAGAAUAUGAAGUAAAGGAUAAUACACAGACCGACUUCAAUUGCGAACAAAAUGACAACGAAAAAUUGAUAGCGCAAAAAAGUUGUGAACCGUUUGUGACAUCAGGCUAUCAAGAAGAAGAAACGCGAGGCAAUGAACCUGUGGAAUUGAGAGCCCCGCGAAAAGAAUUAGAUGAUACCACCAUCGGUGACGAAAUUGUUGACACAUGUGCUGAGGAAGUGAGUAGCGUUAAUCAGUGGCUAAACGAACCUUGUGACACCGUUCCCAUUUUGUCAAGUGCGACACACAAUUCCUGUCGCUUUCUGGUGGAAGAACAAAGUAGCCAAGAUGCGACAAGGUUUCAAAUUGAAGGUAAAAACACGAAUUUUUCUUCAUCUUCUCAUAAAAUUUCUACCUCAUCGCAUGUGCUCUCACUCAAUGAAAUUACUGCAGAAGAAGUUGAGUCCUGCCUGCUAGAAAAUGCAACCACUUCUACCGGCGCCUUUUCUGUAGUAGAAUCAACAACUCGGAGCGUGAAUGAAGUUCUCGUAAGCUCCAAGCGUCGCAGAAGAUCAAGUUCUUCGGAGUCUGAAGGCCAGGAAGUAGUGGAGAAGCCGCCUUCCAAAACUGCUAAAUUUUCUAAUGAGACAAGACAGUUUACGUCUGUUGUUGAACGCGAGACGAUACAAUCAUUACAUUUUUCUGAUGAUGAAAAUGAUUCGAAUGAUGACGAACCUAACGUGGAAGACAAGGACGCUCACGAUGUAAUCAUGUCUCAAAAUAAUAAUGCAGCCCCAGAACAAAUCGUACUUUCUCCUGCAUCGAUCCAUGAUUCUGAAGGUCUAUCUAGCUCAACAGCAAGUAAGAAAGAAAACUCUACUCGCAGAGGUGUGGCCGACGAGUCGCACUUACAUUUUACUGAGAUUCCACUAACACGGAGCCAGUCUCCGAUCUCCUGCAAAGUAAAUCUUCUUCCUGAGACGCAACCGUUUCCCGUUACUAAAGUCCAAGAAGGAUCUAAAGAGGUCAUAAAUGCUCUCCAUCUUUCCAGUUCUGAUGAAAGUUCAGAUGAUACUGAUUCAGCGGAACCAAUCCGAGAAAUCUUGAAGAAAAAAUCAAAUGAUACAAUUGUCUCGGUUGAACAGCCUUUGCAUGACAAGGAAUCGAGCUCGGACACGGUAGUUCAGGUCAGUGAAAAUAGUAAGGACGAAUAUGAACAUAUAAAGGAUGCUCAUUCUCUUGAAUCUUCAGACAACGCAUUACUUAAAGAACAAAAUCACACAUCUGUUCCUCUUUUGACGUCUGAUGAUCGCGCAGUCGAAAAUACAUCCGAGUCACUCUCGAAAGUGGAACCAUCUGAAGCCUCUAUCAGAACGCCUCGUAAAGUCGAAAAGAUGCUGGUAGGCAUCAAUCCUUCGAACAUUAUCAAUACCUCUUAUGCAACGCCACUAAGACGAAGGCGUCGUAGUGACGCAGACGCUUCUCUUAUUCUGGAUCCUCCGAGUGGUUUUACCGACUCGGUUAGUCUUCGCAGCCCCAGUCGUCGGUAUGGUGCUGAGUCUCCUCUCAUUGCCAAAGAUGGGAACCGAAUGCAAGGGUUGAAAACAACCGUGCCUCCAAUGCUCGACUUGUCAUCCUAUGAUAAGACCGAUUUGGAACCUAUUUUCAAAAACACAGACGGCGAGGAAAAUAUUGUUGAAGUCGAUUGCUCAAUUCCCUGUAUAACUACAUCUGAUGCCUCGGCUCUCCACACAAGUGAUGGGUCAGAAGAAAAGAAAUCUGACGGUGAAAUUAAAAAGGCAGAUAGCUCUGCAGUCGACUCAAAAAUAAUCGAUAAAAUUGUGGGCUCGUUGGAUGAAGACUCGGAGCUUGCAGUUCGCAAGUCUCCGGCACGUCGAGGUAGACGCUCUAGUAUCGAUGGCGUGACUGAUCUACUCUCUCCAGCUACACCUUUGCGCCGAAGUUCACGACGUUCGGUUACUCCCUCCAAGUUUGGAACGCCUGUGCUUGAAAGUGUACCCGAGGUAUCAGAGAAAAAGACACCGGUUAAGAGAAUUCUUAAGAAAUCGCAUUCCACCAUCUCGGAUGACGCAGAUAAAUCUAUAACGAGUAUCUUUAGUGACCAACCUUCUUCCGAUGUGGAUGAAGCAAUCAAUACUCCACUAAACGGACGCAGAGGACGAAGAAAAAGUAUUGAUAGUGGAACGCCAAUCGCAAGUCCUGCUGCAACGCCAUCCACUCCUGUACGUAGGAGCCGCCGAGUCAGCGCUACUAUCCCUGAUCCUCUUCAAGUUAUAGCUGAAGAGAUCGCUGAGAAUAUUCAAGAUGAAACAGCAACGGCUACGCCCUCUAAAACUCUGAUCAAAAGUCAAAGGAAAAGUAGGCGUUCCAUGGCAGUGCCAGAUUUGCAGCCUAUACCUGAAGAUGAGAAACUAGCAACUGUAUUUUCACUUGCUGCUAAAACUACACAGUCUACGCAGAAAAUGACAUCAGACACCGGAGCUUCAGUGUCGAAAAAUGUUGAUCUUUCUGUGGAGAAUUCAUCUAUGAAACCUAUCAAGAUGCUGAGUCUGGGAAAUGAUUAUGAAAUUGAAACGGGAAUUGAGGAGAAAGUUCGAGGGCGACGCCGGAGCAGUUCGAGCCGCAGAACGAGCAGAGAAGCGCCUUUCGGGCGCGGCAUCAUCGCUAUGACACUGCACAGCACGGACACAAGUGAAGACGAGAAUCCGAUACCUGUUAGACAGCGCAGGCGUUCGAAGUGGUCAUCUGAACUGUCUGCAAACAGCAGCAUCAUCUCCAUACCUAAGAAACCUUCGUCUGACUCAGAAGAGGAGGAUGAAAGCAUCGAGGAGCAUCCUGAAGAAUUAGGAGUGGACGAUAUCCCCAUCGAAGAUAUUAUUCCUAAUGAAGAAGAGCCCUCAGAAGAAGUACCGGCAAAGGGUACCAAAUUACGGAACCUGCGUCACUGGAGUCCGGUUCAGUCGAGUGCGGACGAACUAAGGAAGCCGUCAACGUCUCGGCGCCGCUCUUCGGCAAUGAGCGUCGGCGGCAGCAGCUUGAGGGUCGGGCUCAAGAGGUCGCGGGAGUCCUUCAAACUCGUGUCGUCCGAACCAGAAAUUGAAAAGGAAGACCAGGCCCCUGCUGUCAUGAACUCCAAGAAGAAGCGCAAAAGCGGUGCCAACAAUUAGCUAGCGUCAUUGUCCUAAAAAUCAUCGUGGACGACCAAGUGUAACUAAGUAUUUUGCCCAACUUAUUGUAAAUGGAUUUGUUUCCGUUGAUCACCAUCUAACCUGAAAUUAAUACGUGGGUCGAGUAUCGAACCAAAAAGUAAUUUGCUUUCCCAGUCAUUUCCAUCGAUCUUGAUUGCGUUAUCUAAAUGUACACAGCUGUUUUAGGGAUAGGGCUUCAAUAUAUUUGACUUUAAUAA
Hyalella azteca is the source of this 7893-nucleotide messenger RNA. It is a transcript of the gene Elys, whose product is annotated as protein ELYS. Lineage: Eukaryota; Metazoa; Arthropoda; Malacostraca; Amphipoda; Hyalellidae. Bases 164 to 7654 code for a protein of 2496 amino acids. The transcript has 32 exons. The record is from RefSeq and is a predicted model, not a curated record.